Lactuca saligna is the source of this 1853-nucleotide messenger RNA. Lineage: Eukaryota; Viridiplantae; Streptophyta; Magnoliopsida; Asterales; Asteraceae. The record is from the annotation of a GenBank genome assembly.
CAAGAAGUUGAUAGGGGCAACCAAGUCUAAAAUUUUGGUAGAAGUACAAAACAAACCAAAUCUUUCAGCAAUCUUUAUUUCUUUAUCGACAAUACGGAGAGUAAAGUCCUGCAUCAAAGGGGUCAACUUUCCUUCGCAUUUCCGUUAUGUGGUAAUCAACCAUACGCGUACACCGACCCAGCUUAUAUACCUCGCCAACAACUUAACCAGAUCUCCUCCUCAUUCACAGAAAUGCAGCACUAGUUGCAUUUCUUUCUACUCCGAUCUCAUCUCUGAUUCUUCGUAGAUCCCCUUCGGGUCAUCCUGUAGUAGACAAAUCAUGAAUCCGCGUGCAAAUCAUGGUUUUGUCAUUCUAUUCCUCUUCGUUUUCCUCGUCGCAUCUCGCGUUUUCGCUCAGGAUGUUGCCGGUGAUAAUGAGAAGGACGACUCAACCGGAUCCAUUAUAGAUCUAGGUCGGCGUAGCAAAGUUGUUGUGGAAAGAAUUAAAAACAAUGUCAUAGGUGACAAGAUUGAUCCAAAAGCUGUACUAAAUUUGGAUCCUGGUCUUGGUGUUUUGGAUGCAUUUUUUGCCAGUUUGUCAAUGAUUCUUGUCAGUGAGAUUGGAGAUGAAACUUUUAUUAUAGCAGCUCUUAUGGCAAUGCGUCAUCCAAAGUCAAUUGUUCUAUCAGGUGCACUCAGUGCUCUGUUUGUUAUGACUAUACUUUCUACAGGGCUUGGUAGGAUUGUUCCAAAUCUGAUAUCAAGAAAACACACAAACAGUGCUGCUACAGUUCUUUAUGCCUUCUUUGGGCUGCGUUUGCUCUAUAUUGCUUGGAGAUCAGACUCAAAAGCAUCUCAAAAAAAGGAGAUGGAGGAAGUAGAAGAGAAAUUAGAGUCUGGACAAGGCAAAACAGCUGCCCGAAGAUUCUUUUCUAGAUUCUGUACUCCUAUUUUUUUGGAGUCAUUUAUACUGACAUUUUUAGCGGAGUGGGGGGACCGAAGCCAGAUAGCAACUAUUGCUUUAGCGACACAUAAAAAUGCAGUUGGUGUUGCAUUAGGGGCAACAAUAGGUCACACGAUCUGUACAUCAAUAGCAGUAAUUGGGGGAAGCAUGUUGGCAUCAAAAAUUUCACAAGGCACGGUUGCGACAGUUGGGGGUUUGUUAUUUCUUGGGUUUUCUCUCUCAUCUUACUUCUACCCUCCUCUAUAACCUCGUGUAAUUUCACUUUGUUUUAUUCUUUUUGUAUUAAUAUUAGUUUAUGUAAAACGUUAUGUUGAUCGAUAUUUUGACACAUCAAUAUUCAAUAGUCAAAACAGUACACUUGUGUUGUGUGCAUUAUAUAUUGUUGGCCACUUCAUCUAUAAAGGAUAAUUCAAAUUGGAUUACAAGAGGUUUUUCAUCGUUCAAGACGAUUAAGCUUUUGCAGCUGCAAAAUUUGGAGUUUCAUAUGUCAUUAAAGGAAUGAUAAGUAACAUUUCACUACAAUUGGCAAGAUCCUCUUGAUCAUACGCUCUAGGAUGUAUAUUCAUAUCUAAGUUUAGGUUAGAGGUCAUCAAUAAAUGUAAAGUAUCAUUACCUUGUACCUGCAAUAAGGCAGACACGGUUUAACUUUAGUAUGAAUCCGUUUUGCAAUCCAAGACCUCAAAUCAAACAAAAAGUUGUUAAUGAGUUACACAAAGUGUAUGGAGAAAAGGAUACUUGGGAUGAAGAUAUUCGACUUGAAACAUCCUGAACUAACAAGCUGAAUGUUAGAAAAUGAUAUUUUUGAUGAUGUUUGAAAUUGAAAAGAUGAUAAUUUAGUGACUUUUGAAAAUAAAAUAACGAGUUUAACUAGCUUUCUCAUGUCUUACAAAUCUUAUUUUAAGGUCUUACG